AUGUUGACUAACAUCCUCACUGUUGCUGCAUUAUGUGCAAGUGCACUGGCGCAUGGCGACCAUGAAAAUCAACUUCCAAUUGCUGGACCACACAAAUCACUUUGGUAUAACACUUUACCGGGAGAUGGAGGAACUCAAGCCGAUUCGGUGUUUUCGGGCAUCUCAACCUUUGGUAGAUUGCCAUAUUCUCCAUGCUUAGCAACAGAUGAUGUGAAAUAUGACAUUGCGUUUAUUGGAGCUCCAUUUGACACCGGAACUUCCUAUCGACCGGGAGCUCGAUUCGGUCCAUCGGGGAUUAGACAAGGCUCAAGACGUUUGAAUCUUUAUGGAGGAUACAAUGUUCCUCUAGCCACCAACCCUUUCAAUAGUUGGGCAACAGUAAUUGACUGUGGAGAUAUUCCUGUCACAUCCUACGAUAAUACGUGGGCCCUUCAUCAAAUUGAAGAAGGCCAUAACUCUAUUCUCUCGCGUGCCCCCGCAACCGAUGCCAAGAAACUUGGACCUGCCAAAAAUGGCAAAACUCUCCCAAGAGUUAUCACCUUAGGUGGAGAUCAUACAAUUACUCUCCCUCUCCUCCGCUCCAUCAACCGGGCAUAUGGUCCCGUUUCCGUCAUCCAUUUUGAUUCCCAUCUUGAUACCUGGAAACCAAAGGUAUUUGGUGGAAGUCCAUCGAAAGUUGCUUCCAUCAAUCAUGGUACUUACUUCUACCAUGCUGCACAAGAGGGUUUGCUUGCAAAUGAUACAAAUAUCCAUGCUGGUAUCAGAACUACUCUGAGUGGUCCCAGCGACUAUGAGAAUGAUGGGUACUGCGGUUUUGAAAUUGUUGAAGCGAGAGAAAUCGACACGAUUGGUAUGGAUGGUAUCAUCAAGAAAAUCCGAGAGCGUGUCGGACUUGAAAGACCUGUUUACCUAUCUAUUGAUAUCGAUACCCUUGACCCUGCCUUUGCUCCUGCAACAGGAACUCCGGAAACAGGAGGAUGGUCUACUAGAGAACUGAGAACCAUCUUAAGAGGAUUGGAGGGUAUCAACUUGAUUGCUGCAGAUAUUGUCGAAGUAGCCCCAGCGUAUGAUACGAAUGCGGAACACACUACCAUGGCAGCGGCAGAUGCGCUCUAUGAAGUACUUAGUUUGAUGGUUAAGAAAGGGCCAUUGAGUAUGAUGAUGGAUAAGAUUAUCGAGGACAAGGUCGAGAUUUAA
Molecule: messenger RNA, 1197 nt
Organism: Botrytis porri
Lineage: Eukaryota; Fungi; Ascomycota; Leotiomycetes; Helotiales; Sclerotiniaceae
Exons: 6
Coding region: 1-1197 (398 amino acids)
Molecular function (GO): agmatinase activity; metal ion binding
Source: RefSeq, a predicted model, not a curated record